Messenger RNA from Didymodactylos carnosus, 1233 nucleotides. Lineage: Eukaryota; Metazoa; Rotifera; Eurotatoria; Philodinida; Philodinidae. The record is from the annotation of a GenBank genome assembly.
AUGUUGACCUUAAUCUUUGUAAUGGAAACAAUGAUUAAAGAUUUUUCGAACAUUGAUGGUAAAGAAGAACAACAAAAAGAAAUCAAAAAUGUUGACUUGUCAGCACCUAUAGUUGAUGAAAUAAGUAUUUAUGAUAUACACACCAAAUCUCAGCGUAAAGUUAUCUUAUUUUGGAUAUCAGUUGCGGUUUUACUUUUGCCCCUUGCCGACACUAUAUAUUUACCAGCAAUGAAUAAUAUUAUACAAGAAUUGAAAACAAAUGAGGAAUUGGUUACUCUUAGUGUGUCUAUUUUUCUUUUAUUUAACGGUAUUAGUAGUCUUAUAUGGGGUGUCAUUUCUGAUCGAUAUGGUCGAAACUUGACAAUUCGAAUUGGUUUAGGAUUAUUUAUUAUAUUUCUGAUUUUUUGUGUUUAUGCACCAAGCAUAAAACACUUGCUUAUAUUCCGUGCAUUACAAGGCGCUAUGAUAUCCGCCACAAUGGUUGUUGGACAAGGUGUAAUAGCCGAUAUUUAUUCUCCUGAUGAACGUGGAUGGGCUACCAUUGAUGUUCAUAUAUUCGAUAAUCAAACAUGCAAUAUUCAAACAACUCGCGAAAGCUUUUGGUCUGAGAAUAAUCAAAGUGCUCCUUCUGACUACAUAACAUGUGAACAGAGACAAGGUAUUUUUUUUGUACCAGUUUUAUUAGGAGUCAUAUUGGGACCUCCAAUUGGUGGUGUACUAUCCUAUUUACACGGCUGGAGAAGUACGUUUGUUUUCCUCGCUAUAUUUUCAACUGUUAUACUAGUAGUUUAUGUGUUAAUUAUUCCGGAAACCCAUCAGUAUAAAGUUCUUGUAAAAUACUCGGAGAAGAAAAUAAUUGAAAGUAACGAUAUUUCAGAACCAAAACUGGUUAAACCAUGGUUACCAUUCAUUCAUUUAACUGAUUUAACAAUUCUGCCGUAUAUAAUAUCUACAACCGUAGCAUUUGCGUGCAUGAUUAUUAAUCAAAUUUUGUUAGCGACUUUAUUAACCAGAAAUCCUUAUUUUUUCGAUGAAAUAGAAAUUAGUAUAUCUUAUAUUCCAGUGAGCAUAGCUGAGGUUAUUGGGUGCCUCCUUGGAGGAGGAUUAUCUGACAAAGCAAAUAAGUACUAUACAAACAAUAUACCAGAAGGUCGACUAGUACCGGGACUUGUAGGUCUUGUUUUGAUUCCAAUUGGACUGGCAAUGUAUGGCUGGGGAUAUAUUAUAAAUUAA